AUGCUGCGGUUGCCAGAAUUCCUUCAGCUGCUCCUGCUGUUCAAAAUGGGAAUGAUGACUAGAGGCAUGGAUGUGUGUCCAUCACUUUGUGACUGCUCUGAUUGGGACCACUUCAAGAUCACCUGCACAGAGAUCCAUUUCAUCCCCAACCUACCACAGGGCACCCAGACUUUGAGAUUUAUGGAAACACAUCUAAAAAUAAUUCCCAGAGAAGCAUUCUCCAAUCUCCCCAACAUCUCAAGAAUCUACAUCUCCAUAGAUGCAGCUCUGCACAUGUUGGAGGCUGAUUCUUUCAGCAAUUUAAGCAAGGUCAUCCAUAUAGAAAUUAGAAAUGCUAGAAACCUAAGUUACAUACAUCCUGAUGCCUUUAAGAACCUCCCGCAGCUAAAAAACCUUGUGAUCUUGAAUACUGGGCUCAGAAUUUUUCCUGACCUCACCAAAAUUUACUCAACAGAUGUGAAUUUUUUACUCGAAAUUGCUGAUAAUCCUCACAUUUAUUUGCUGCCUCCGAAUGGAUUCCAUGGGCUGUGCAAUGAAUCCCUCACACUAAAACUCUACAAUAAUGGUUUCACAAAGAUACCGGCCCAUGCAUUCAAUUGGACAAAGCUGGAUUCUGUGUACCUGCACAAGAAUAAAUAUCUAAGAAUUAUUGAUGAAGAUGCAUUUAUGGGAGUGCAGAGUGGUCCAUCACUACUGGAUGUCUCCCAGACUAGUAUUGUUACCCUGCCAGAAAGAGGACUUGAAAAGCUUAAAGAACUGAUGGCACAAAAUACAUGGACACUGAAGAAGUUCCCCCCUAUAAAAACAUUUCCUCAUCUAAUUCGAGCUAAACUAUCAUACCCAAGCCACUGUUGUGGGGUCAGGAACUGGAAAAAAGCCAAAGGCAUUCUCGAGCUCCUGUUGUGCAACCAAACUAACAAUUACAACUUGCGCAAGAGAAGAUCUGCCAGUACCUCCAGGGUCCCCUUUUAUCAAGAUUACGCAGAAGAUGAUUCAGAUCAUACUGAUACCGCAUAUGAUGAAACUACCAGCUUCAGAGAUUUUCAUGGAAAUCCUCAUUAUUACGUCUUUUUUGAAGAGCAAGAUGAUAGAGAGAUUGGGUUUGGCCAAGAGCUCAAGAAUCUUCAAGAGGAGAACACCCCAGGAUUUGACAACCAUUAUGAUUACUUUAUCUGUGGGGGAAGUGAUGAUAUUGUGUGCACCCCAGAACCUGAUGAGUUCAAUCCCUGUGAAGACAUAAUGGGAUACGGAUUUCUAAGGAUUGUGGUAUGGUUUGUGAACUUAUUAGCUAUUCUGGGCAAUGUUUUUGUUCUCUUUAUUCUUCUCACCAGCCAUUACAAGUUGACCGUUCCUCGCUUCCUGAUGUGUAACCUGGCUUUUGCUGAUUUCUGUAUGGGAUUAUACCUUCUCCUGAUUGCUUCAGUGGAUCUUUAUACUAAGUCGGAGUACUACAACCAUGCCAUUGAUUGGCAAACUGGGUCAGGUUGUAACACUGCUGGCUUUUUCACUGUCUUUGCUAGUGAAUUGUCCGUCUUCACCUUGACCGCAAUCACCCUGGAGCGCUGGUAUGCCAUCACCUUUGCCAUGCGGUUGGACAAGAAGAUUCGCCUCUGGCAUGCUUCUGUUACCAUGUUGGGUGGUUGGCUGAUAUGUUUCCUUCUUGCCGUUCUGCCAUUGCUUGGAGUCAGCAGUUAUGGAAAAGUCAGUAUCUGUCUUCCUAUGGACACUGAAACACCUUUAGAUCAAGCCUACAUUAUAAUUGUUUUAUUGCUGAACAUCAUCGCUUUCAUCAUAAUUUGUGCCUGUUAUAUAAAAAUCUAUAUCACUGUGAGGAAUCCACAGUACAAGUCAGGGGACAAAGAUACUAUUAUUGCCAAAAGGAUGGCAGUGUUAAUUUUUACAGACUUCUUAUGCAUGGCCCCAAUCUCAUUCUAUGCAUUGUCUGCUAUAAUGAACAAGCCCCUAAUAACUGUUAGCAACUCAAAAAUCCUGCUGGUUCUCUUCUAUCCACUCAACUCCUGUGCUAACCCAUUCCUUUAUGCUAUCUUUACCAAAGCGUUCCGGAGAGAUGUUUUCAUCUUGCUCAGCAAGUUUGGGUUAUGUGAGCAUCAGGCUCAAGUCUACCGGGGCCAGACGGUCUCCCCCAAGAACAGCAGUGGCUCUUAUAACCAGAAGGGCGGCAGCCGAGGGAUGGGCCAGAAUCUCAUCAACCUUCAAGACUGUCAUCAUGGCUCGUCUGAAGACUACCAACCAACGGCGGCACCGCAUGCUCAAACUCCGAAAGACAAUAAACUCACUGUAUUGUAG
Gekko japonicus is the source of this 2307-nucleotide messenger RNA. It is a transcript of the gene TSHR, whose product is annotated as thyroid stimulating hormone receptor. Gene Ontology annotation, molecular function: thyroid-stimulating hormone receptor activity. Gene Ontology annotation, biological process: G protein-coupled receptor signaling pathway. Bases 1 to 2307 code for a protein of 768 amino acids. The record is from RefSeq and is a predicted model, not a curated record. NCBI's taxonomy places the organism in Eukaryota, Metazoa, Chordata, Lepidosauria, Squamata, Gekkonidae. The transcript has 10 exons. Gene Ontology annotation, cellular component: membrane.